This is a messenger RNA of Eubalaena glacialis (North Atlantic right whale), 6933 nucleotides long. It is a transcript of the gene PDGFRA, whose product is annotated as platelet derived growth factor receptor alpha. The transcript is spliced from 25 exons. Gene Ontology annotation, molecular function: ATP binding; platelet-derived growth factor alpha-receptor activity; platelet-derived growth factor binding. NCBI's taxonomy places the organism in Eukaryota, Metazoa, Chordata, Mammalia, Artiodactyla, Balaenidae. The record is from RefSeq and is a predicted model, not a curated record. Gene Ontology annotation, cellular component: signaling receptor complex. Bases 582 to 3941 code for a protein of 1119 amino acids. Gene Ontology annotation, biological process: embryonic cranial skeleton morphogenesis; platelet-derived growth factor receptor signaling pathway; multicellular organism development.
CAUUGAAUCAAUUACAAAACGCGGUUUUUGAGCCCAUUACGGUUGGACCUAGAGUGAGAGAAACAGAGGAGGGGACUACAGGAGAGGACUGAAGGCCGUGGACACAUUUUUUGCUCCAUAUGUAGGAUUUUCAUUGCGAAUUGACAUAGGAGGAGAAGGUCUCAGCCGAAAACAAUGCGAACGCCUAGCGUCGUGCCUGGGGCGCAGCGGCGGACGCGGGCGCUAAACCUGGGAGCGAGCGGUCGUUGCCCCCAGCCGCGGGGUGACUGAGCUGCCGAGGACGUGGACCAGCGGGAGGGUGAGCGGCCCGCUCGGUGUUCGUGUGGGCGUGGCGGGGCCGGAGGCCGGACGGUGCCAGCGCGGAACCACCCCGGCGAAGGUGGGCGAGCAGCGGUCCCCGCUGCGCUGUCGGGGACCCGGAGCCAGAGCGGCCGGCGGGAGCGAGGAGCUAGCCGGGGACAGAGAUGACAACCUGUUAAAGAAAGAAUAGUGGCUGCAAACAGAUUUGUUUCUCUGUUUACAUGACUGUAUAUGUUGGUUCAACUUGAAACAGUCUUGAUAACUACACCAGUCUUCACCACAUGCGAGUUCAGAUCCGAUUCUCCACUGCGCAGGUGGUACAGGGCCAGUCAAGUGGCCUCUGGGGCCUGACUGUCUCAUUUUCCAGAACUAUGGGGACUUCCUAUUGGGCACUCCUGGUCUUAGGCUGUCUCCUCACAGGGCCGAGCCUCAUCCUCUGCCAGCUUUCAUUACCCUCCAUCCUGCCCAAUGAAAACGAGAGGGUUGUGCAGCUGAAUUCAUCCUUUUCUCUGAGAUGCUUUGGGGAGAGUGAAGUGAGCUGGCAGUACCCCAUGUCUGAAGAAGAGAACCCCAAUGUGGAAAUCAGAAACGAGGAGAACAACAGUGGCCUUUUUGUGACGGUGCUGGAAGUGGUCAGUGCCUCGGCGGCCCACACAGGGCUGUACACUUGCUAUUACAACCACACGCAGUUGGAAGAAAGCGAGAUCGAGGGCAGACGCAUUUACAUCUAUGUGCCAGACCCAGAUGUAGCCUUCGUACCUCUAGGAAUGACAGAUUACUUGGUCAUCGUGGAGGACGAUGAUUCUGCCAUCAUCCCUUGUCGAACGACUGAUCCUGAGACACCAGUGAUCUUACUCAGCAGUGACGGGGUGGUACACGCCUCCUAUGACAGCAGACAAGGCUUUAAUGGAACCUUCACUGUCGGACCCUAUAUCUGCGAGGCCACCGUCAGGGGGAAGAAGUUCCAGACCAUCCCAUUCAAUGUUUAUGCUUUAAAAGCAACAUCAGAACUUGAUCUGGAAAUGGAAGCUCUUAAAACUGUAUAUAAGGCAGGGGAAUCGAUUGUGGUCACCUGCGCCGUCUUUAACAAUGAGGUUGUGGACCUUCAGUGGACUUACCCUGGACAAGUGAAAGGCAAAGGCAUCACAAUGCUGGAGGAAACCAAGGUCCCGUCCAUCAAAUUGGUGUACACUCUGAUGGUCCCCGAGGCCACGGUGAAAGAUAGCGGAGAUUACGAAUGUGCUGCCCGCCAGGCCACCAAGGAGGUCAAAGAAAUGAAGAAAGUCACCAUUUCUGUGCAUGAGAAAGGGUUUAUUGAAAUCAAACCCAACUUCAGCCCAUUGGAAGCUGUCAACCUGCAUGAAGUCAAACAUUUUGUGGUGGACGUGCAGGCCUACCCCGCUCCCAGGAUAGCCUGGCUGAAGAACAACCUGACACUGAUUGAGAAUCUCACGGAGAUCACCACUGACAUAGAAAAGAUUCAGGAAAUAAGGUAUCGAAGCAAAUUAAAGCUGAUCCGAGCUAAGGAAGAAGACAGCGGCCAUUAUACUAUUGUAGUUCAAAAUGAAGACGAUGUGAAGAGUUAUACUUUUGAACUCUUAACUCAAGUUCCAUCAUCCAUUCUGGACUUGGUCGACGACCACCAUGGCUCUAACGGGGGCCAGACAGUGAGAUGCACAGCUGAAGGAACCCCUCUUCCUGAUAUUGAGUGGAUGAUUUGCAAAGAUAUUAAGAAAUGUAAUAACGAAACUUCAUGGAUGAUUUUGGCCAACAAUGUCUCAAACAUCAUCACGGAGGUCCACCCCCGAGACAGGAGCAUGGUGGAGGGCCAAGUGACAUUCGCCAAAGUGGAGGAGACCAUUGCAGUCCGAUGCCUGGCUAAGAAUCUCCUCGGGGUGGAGAGCCGAGAGCUGAAGUUGGUGGCUCCCACUCUCCGUUCUGAGCUCACGGUGGCGGCCGCAGUCCUGGUGUUGCUGGUGAUUGUGAUCAUCUCACUCAUUGUCCUGGUUGUCAUUUGGAAACAGAAACCAAGGUAUGAAAUUCGUUGGAGGGUCAUUGAAUCAAUCAGCCCCGAUGGACAUGAAUAUAUUUAUGUGGACCCGAUGCAACUGCCUUAUGACUCGAGAUGGGAGUUUCCAAGAGAUGGACUAGUGCUUGGUCGUAUCCUGGGCUCUGGCGCAUUUGGGAAAGUGGUUGAAGGAACUGCCUAUGGAUUAAGUCGGUCCCAACCUGUCAUGAAAGUAGCAGUGAAGAUGCUAAAACCCACAGCCAGAUCCAGUGAAAAACAAGCUCUCAUGUCUGAACUGAAGAUAAUGACCCACCUGGGGCCGCAUUUAAACAUUGUGAACUUGCUGGGAGCCUGCACCAAGUCAGGCCCCAUUUACAUCAUCACCGAGUACUGCUUCUAUGGGGAUUUGGUCAACUAUUUGCAUAAGAAUAGGGACAGCUUCUUGAGCCGCCACCCAGAGAAGCCAAAGAAGGAGCUGGACAUUUUUGGAUUGAACCCUGCUGACGAAAGCACACGAAGUUACGUUAUUUUAUCUUUUGAAAAUAACGGUGACUACAUGGACAUGAAGCAAGCUGACACUACACAGUAUGUCCCCAUGCUGGAAAGGAAAGAGGUUUCUAAGUACUCAGACAUCCAGAGAGCACUGUAUGAUCGCCCAGCCUCAUAUAAGAAGAAAUCCAUGUUAGACUCAGAAGUCAAAAACCUCCUUUCGGAUGAUAACUCAGAAGGCCUUACUUUGUUGGAUUUGUUGAGCUUUACCUAUCAAGUUGCCCGAGGAAUGGAGUUUUUGGCUUCAAAAAAUUGUGUCCACCGGGACCUGGCCGCUCGCAACGUCCUCCUGGCGCAAGGGAAAAUCGUGAAGAUCUGUGACUUUGGCCUGGCCAGAGACAUCAUGCAUGAUUCGAACUACGUGUCAAAAGGCAGCACCUUUCUCCCGGUGAAGUGGAUGGCUCCUGAGAGCAUCUUCGACAACCUCUACACCACACUGAGCGACGUCUGGUCUUACGGCAUUCUGCUCUGGGAGAUCUUUUCCCUCGGUGGCACACCCUACCCUGGCAUGAUGGUGGAUUCUACUUUCUACAAUAAGAUCAAGAGUGGGUACCGGAUGGCCAAGCCUGACCACGCCACCAGUGAAGUCUACGAGAUCAUGGUGAAGUGCUGGAACAGUGAGCCAGAGAAGAGACCCUCCUUUUACCACCUGAGUGAGAUUGUGGAGAAUCUGCUGCCUGGACAAUAUAAAAAGAGUUAUGAAAAGAUCCACCUGGACUUCCUGAAGAGUGACCAUCCCGCCGUGGCACGUAUGCGCGUCGACUCCGACAACGCCUACAUUGGCGUCACCUACAAAAACGAGGAGGACAAGCUGAAGGACUGGGAGGGUGGCCUCGACGAGCAGAGGCUGAGCGCGGACAGUGGCUACAUCAUCCCUCUGCCUGACAUCGACCCUGUUCCUGAGGAGGAAGACCUGGGCAAAAGGAACAGACACAGCUCGCAGACCUCUGAAGAGAGUGCCAUUGAGACAGGUUCCAGCAGUUCUACCUUCAUCAAGAGAGAGGAUGAGACCAUCGAGGACAUCGACAUGAUGGACGACAUUGGCAUAGACUCUUCGGACCUGGUGGAAGACAGCUUCCUGUAACUGGCAGAUUCGGGGGGGACCUUCCACUCCUGGAACCAACUUGGAUCCUUUUAAGAAAACCACUUUACUGCAAUGCAAAGUUUGAGGGGAGAACUUGGAUGAUGUGUAAAGAGAAGUUCCCAGCCAAGGGCCUCAGGGAGCCUUCUAAAUACGAAUGAAUGGGAUAUUCUGAAAUGAACUUUUUUGUUGUGGCCUCUGGCAAUGCUUCAGUAGCAUCUCAUUGGCAUGUGAAGUUUGGAGGUAGAUGGGCAAGGAAAUAACGGGCCACAGAAGACAAACUUUGCGAUUCAGGGGCAUUGGUGAGAUUCCAACGUACACAACUUUUACUGCAACAAAACUCCAGCAUUGUAAUUAUGUAAAUAACUCUAACCAAGGAUGUGUUUUGAUUUGUAUUAACUAUCUUCCCUGGACUUCUGGAGAGACCACUCAGUCCACCCAUGUGCUUCACGCUUGAAACCUGGUAUCAGCUGCUGUUGAACUUUCUUAUGAAGUACAUGCAAAACCACUUUUGAACCUUAAAAGGUACUGGUACUAUAGCAUUUUACUUUUUUUUUUUUUAGUGUUGAGGUGAUAAAAGAUAAUAAUUAACCAACUUUGUUUAUUAGAUUUGGGUCAUUUAUAAGCCUGACAACUCAUUUUCAUAUUGUAAUCUACGUUUAUAAUAAUGCUACUGUUAUCAGUAACGCUAAAUGUGUAAUAUGUAACACGUUUUCCCUACAGAAAAAGCACAAUUUAAAAAAAAUCCUUACUAAGUAGGUGACAAGUUUGACAGUUUUUGACAUUUAUAUUAAAUAACAUGUUUCUCUAUAAAAUAUGGUUAUAGCUUUAGUGGAUUAAAUUUAGUUGAACAUAGAGAACAAAGUAAGAGUAGUGUCUUCCAGCAAGUCAGAGUUUUUAACUAUGUACUGAAUAGUUCCCUAAUCCAUCGUACUAAAAGCAAUUAACUGCCCUUUGAAGUAAUGCGAUUUGGAAUAAAUAAACAAAACCCCUAAAUCCUAAAUGUUCUCAAUAUUAAGGCAUGAGUCUCUGCCUAACAUGACUUCUCAUAUUAUUACCCAGUGGAAAAAGUAAUCAUCGGCAAAAAGACUGGAUUUGCAGAGAUUUUUUUCAUGCCUGGUGAUAAUCCUGGUGGAUCUCAACACAUAUAUAUUUUUAAUUCUGCGAACCCUGAAAAAGUCAGAAGGAUGCCCUGAACAGGAGCCCCAUUCCUUCAUUUCUUACCCCCAGGAGAAAUAGUUUGGAACUCUGAGACAAUAAAGGCAUUGUUUAGUGAAGGCUGUGUGUGCCUUAGCCUGGAUCCUUGGUCCCUAUAUGUAACUGGCAACCAGAAUCAUGAGAUUCUAUGUCCCCAUCUGAGAGAUUCGGAAUUAAUUAGGUCUGGGGGAGCAGAGACCUGUAUUUUUACAAACAUCCUGGCUGUUCUGAUCAGCCAGAUUUGGGGAACACCGGUGUAGAUGACAGGAAGUUGCCAUGGGAAAAAAAUAAUUUGAAAUAGAAAUCAACCACGUAGGAAGCCUGCUAUUUAAAUCUUUGGCUUUGGGUCAGUGACAUUUAAUGCCUUAUAUCUGGCAAUUGCUACCCUUAAUUUAAUUUUACAGUCUUAGCUGAGACUGAGCAAGCCAAAUCUUGGUUUGGUAGAUCUUCUCACUGCAUGGGGAACUGAACUCCCUCCCCACCAGUUUCCCGCCAAAAGGCAUGUACAAAAAUGAUGCAAUUCAGUGUACCAAGUCUCUGUAUGACCAGGUCACUAUUUUGGUGAAAAAAAUUUUUAAGUUUUACUGAUAUUUUGGGGUUAGAUGGGAGGACAGAUUGUCACAUCCAUCCAGAUUGUGAAACCGGUUGCUGUGGGUUCAUUGGCAUUCUGUGCAAUACCACUUAAUUGCUGACACCAUAUGAAUGAAACAUGGGCUGUGAUUACUGCAAUCACUGUGCGUACUCGUGGCAGGUGAUGCUUUGGAAGAUGUAGAAGCAAUAACAAGGUACUUGACUACCUACUGGUGUAAUCUCAAUGCAAGCCCCACCUUUUUCAUGGUAAGUGUGAAGACUGAGCCAGAUUGGCCAAUUAAAAAAGAAAACCUGACUAGGUUCUGUAGAGCCAAUUAGACUUGAAAUACAUUUGUGUUUCUAGAAUCACAGCUCAAGCACUCUGUUUAUCGCUCCCUGUCCCUCGUACAGCCUCCUUUUGUUGGUGCUUUGCAUUUUGAUGUCCUUUGAGUCUUGCAUGACAUCAUGAGGCUGGAUUAAAAUUCUCAGACCAGCAGGAUCUAGUCCUGAUGAAUGCUGUCACCUGAGUUUGUAUGUGGCUGCAUUUUUUUUUUUUCUCUCUUAAAUAGUGUUUUCAGUGUAUGACAGAUUUGUUUCCUUUCUGGCCUCCUGCAAAGACCCCAGAUGAAAAUUUGUCAAUCCUUCCUGCUUUCUAUUUUUAUGAAGACAAUCAAAGUUGGCCUGAGAAACACAAUUUGUGACUUUUUAAAUGAUUGAUGAUGUCCUUAAAAUGUGGUCUGCCAAUCUGUACAAAAUGGUCCUAUUUUUGUGAAGAGGGACGUGAGAUAAAAUGAUGUUAUACAUCAAUAUGUAUAUAUGUAUUUCUAUAUAGACUUGGAGAAUACUGCCAAAACAUUUAUGACAAGCUGUAUCACUGCCUUUGUUUAUAUUUUUUUAACUGUGAUAUUCCCCACAGGCACAUUAACUGUUGCACUUUUGAAUGUCCAAAAUUUAUAUUUUAGAAAUAAUAAAGAGAAAAAUACGUAAAUGUUCCCAAAACAGUGGUGUGGUGAAUGUUGGAGAACUAACUCGAUAGGAAGAGUCUACCGAUACAAUUGUAUUACAAAUUGCCCCAUUCAUGUUUUUGUUUUAAAACGUGUAAAUGAAGAUCUUUAUAUUUCAAUAAAUGAGAUAUAUAUAUAUAUAAUUUUAAAUUAUGCUAAGGUUUUAGCAUUUUUGUCUUUAGUUUAACCAUAAAUUAAACCAAUCCUGUUUAAUUUACUUUAGU